AUGACGCGAUUUCUACAAGGUAAUCUGAAUAGAUGUGCCUUGGCGCAGAAUCUACUGCGCCAACGUAUCUUUGAAGAUAAGAUCGAUAUCUGCCUUAUCUGCGAGCAAUAUAUGAAUAUUCAGAAUAAAUCAUGGUUUGCAGAUAAAUCUGGCACGGCAGCAAUAUGGAUCACAAACUCAAAGAAGAUCACCGUCAAUGACAACGGAAGCGGCGAGGGUUUCGUGUGGAUCAACACUCCCUCGACCUACUGUGUAAGCGUCUACCUUUUACCAAAUGAAGGGAUUAGCGUAUUUCGCCAGAAAAUGGCAAGCAUAGAAGACGCUCUCGGCAAAUUUGAUGGAGAAGUCAUUGUAGCUGGUGAUUUCAACGCGAAAUCGGCAGAGUGGGGCGCCGAAUACUCGGACACUAGAGGAAAUGACGUGGCGGAUUUUGCUGCAAGAUUAGACCUUACUGUGUUAAAAACUGAGAGUAUUACAACCAAAAUGUAA
Ctenocephalides felis (cat flea) is the source of this 489-nucleotide messenger RNA. RefSeq lists its product as uncharacterized. Bases 1 to 489 code for a protein of 162 amino acids. The record is from RefSeq and is a predicted model, not a curated record. Lineage: Eukaryota; Metazoa; Arthropoda; Insecta; Siphonaptera; Pulicidae. The transcript has a single exon. Gene Ontology annotation, molecular function: catalytic activity.